AUGAGUUCAAAACCAAACAACACAUUUUAUUGUUCAUUUGUUAGCAUCCAUUAUAUUAUCUGUGAGUGCGGAGAUACUUUUCCUACAGAAGAUGAAUUAAAGUUACAUUUGGAAACGGAUCAUAAUCGGCUGAAAAUUGAAACCUAUGAAUUCAAAUGUGCCACGUGUGAGAAAGUAUUCUCAUCAGAAAGAGCCUGUUUGUCUCACCAACGUAUUCAUACAGCUCCUCAGCCUCGCGUAUUCCGUUCUCCAGACUCUUUGGGAAAGAAGAAGUCUAAUGGUGUUAAAAGACAUGUCUGUGAGAACUGCGGCAAACAAUAUGCUACAAAUGCAGCUCUCCGCUAUCACCAGCGUGUGCAUACAGGCGAGCGCCCAUACAAGUGUUCUUUAUGCCCUAAAGCUUUCACUAUGCCACUUUUCCUGCAGAUCCAUGUUCGCACGCACACAGGUGAGCGUCCAUACCAGUGUCCACAUUGUCCCAAAGCUUUUAGCAACAAAGCAGCACUGCUUAGACAUGAUCGGGUCCAUACAGGUGUGAAACCCUAUGGCUGUCCCACAUGUGGCAAGACCUUUACCCAAUCAAAUUCCAUGAAACUUCAUGUCAACACUGUGCACCUUAAAAUGCCUGCCCCUUACAAGAGCAAGAGCAGAAAGCUGAAGGAUGCUGAGAGAGAACGAAGACGUAUGGCAAUGCAAGCUGAUGUUCGUAUUCAAAAGACAGCAGUCCAAAUCGAAAGUCCACAGAACUUGCCAGAAGCAAUCAAGACCGAGUUGGUCUACGAAGAUGAUAUUGUGUACGCAGAGGAAGCUGAUGCUCAGGAAAUCUAUGAAGAGUCUGAAAUCCCCGUUUAUGCUGGCGAGGAGCUCUUCCACGGAGUAAAAGAAGAGCAAGAGGAAGAGAUGAUCUUCUAUGAAGAAGACGUAGAAUACCCUGAAGUUAUGUAUGAAGAAGUUUAUGAGGUCACAGAGGCCUAUAACUCAUAG
Molecule: messenger RNA, 984 nt
Organism: Pieris macdunnoughi
Lineage: Eukaryota; Metazoa; Arthropoda; Insecta; Lepidoptera; Pieridae
Source: the annotation of a GenBank genome assembly